Molecule: messenger RNA, 4951 nt
Organism: Vollenhovia emeryi
Lineage: Eukaryota; Metazoa; Arthropoda; Insecta; Hymenoptera; Formicidae
Exons: 4
Biological process (GO): DNA integration
Molecular function (GO): nucleic acid binding
Source: RefSeq, a predicted model, not a curated record
AUGCGCAUCCAAGCGACAGUGUGGCCGCUUGUGCGCAGGAAAGAUCUUACCAUUGAGAGCGCGGACCCUGAGGAGAUCGCAGUAAGAGAACAAAAGCUCCGUGGUUUAUGGGAUCAAUUCGAGAUUACUCAAGCUAAAAUAGAGGAUAUUCAGGCAGAGGAUGAGGAUCCUAAUCAAUCGGAAGAACAAAAAAGGGAACGAUCCGAGUUCGAAACUACAUAUUAUCAUUCGAUGGCGUUGGCCAAACGGCUCCUUGCGCCAACGACACCACGCGGCACACCAGGAGCUUCGAGACCACUCAGGACUCCAGCAGUCGACGAACCAGAGGGAGUUGCGACAUCCAGCAUAAAAUUGCCGCAGCUCAAUCUCCCUAAGUUCGAUGGAGUCGCUGCUCAAGUAAUAAACUCCCUAGAAACCACGGCGGAUAAUUAUCACGAAGCAUGGGAAUUGUUAAAGACGAGAUUUGAGAACAAACGUCUGAUGUUACACCAUCACGUACAUUCGCUCUUUGACAUAACCUCGAUUCCAAAGGAAUCAGCUUCACAGCUUCGUAAACUCGUAGACGAUAUCCUUAAACAUUUACGAGCGCUCAAAACACUUGGUCAACCAACUGAUCAAUGGGACUGUCUCAUGAUUUAUUUAGUAAGUUCUAAAUUAGAUGCAGCCACAAGGCGUAAAUGGGAAUCAAGUAUCACGACAAAUACUCCUCCGACAUUUAAGCAACUCACAGAUUUCCUGACACAACAUUGCUCAGUAUUGGAGACCUUGCAGCCCGCGAAACUUACAACUAACAAAGUGCAAGCCGAACGGAAGGAUAAGAAAUCAGAACAAACUACUUCAUGCGUGAGCACUAAAGAUACUUCCAAGGCUUGUCCAACGUGUAAGGGCGAUCAUUCUAUUUAUAAUUGCACUAAAUUCAAAGAAUUGUCUGUCGAAGAGCGAGUGAACGUGAUAAAGCGAAUCAAAUUGUGUUUUAACUGUUUGCGUGAUAGUCAUUCGGUUGAGAAAUGCUUGGCGGGCGGAUGUAAGCGAUGUGGUAAAAAGCACAACACGUUAAUCCAUUAUGACCGACCGCGUGUCGAGAAUCAGAGCGAAUCUUCACCUAGUGAAGGGAGCAGCAUCAAGUCAGAUACUCGUAAUAAUAAGUCAAAGGAUCAAUCAGAUCAAGUUUCAUUAUCACAAUGCGUGGCUAGGAAGAGACCUCAAGUCUUACUGUCUACAGCACUAGUCCUAAUUUACGAUAAGUCAGGUCGAUCGCAUGUGUGCAGAGCUCUUUUGGAUUCGGGAUCUCAGUCGAAUUUGAUCACGACGCAGUUUUGCGACAAACUACAGUUAACAAAGUACGAGGCAGAUGUUUCGAUCUCUGGCGUCAAUUUAAACCGCUCUACUGUUAAGAAAUCCGUUCACGCGACGAUUAAAUCACGAGUGAAUGAAUUCAAAUCAAAUCUUUCGUUUCUAAUUCUGGAUCAAAUCACCGAAAACUUACCAAUGUCCGGAAUCGAUAUUCAGCAGAUCACAAUUCCAGAUAAUAUUGUCCUAGCAGAUACGUCUUUUCACAAGCCGGGGAAAAUCGACAUACUUCUCGGAGCCGGUGUAUUUUGGAGACUGUUGUGCGUGGGACAACUCCACAUGUCAGGCGGUCAAUUAAUACUACAGAAAACUAAACUAGGUUGGAUUGUGUCGGGUAACAUUUUGCCAACUAAGAUGAAGCACGCUGACACAGAGAUAGUAUCAUGUGGAGUAGCUUUUGAGAAGACUCUCGAAGAACAAGUUGAGAAAUUUUGGAGAAUAGAGGAGUAUACCCCAACUAAGAAAUAUUCACAAGAGGAACAACUAUGCGAGGAGGAGUUUAAGACAACGCAUCGUAGAGAUCAAGAUGGACGAUUUAUUGUUGGACUUUCAUUUCGUCAAGACAUCGAUCAGUUGGGAGAAUCCCGUAGCACGGCAGUCAAACGCUUACGAGCACUAAACCGGAGAUUGGAUCGACAACCCGAACUGAAAAUGCAAUACAAGGCAUUUUUAGAUGAGUACCUCACAUUAGGCCACAUGACAGAAGUCAACAGCUCCGACGUCCAGAAUGAGACAUUGUACCACUACAUUCCACAUCACGCAGUGUUAAAAGAAUCGAGCACAACGACUAAAUUACGCGUUGUUUUUGAUGCAUCGUAUAUAAUAAAAAUGUUUCGGCAGAUACAAUUACGAGAUGAUCAACGCGAUCUUCAGAGAAUCCUGUGGCGGUCAGAUUGGAGUCAACCGAUAAAGGAAUACAGAUUAAAUACAAUCACAUAUGGACUCGCCACAGCACCGUUCCUCGCAAUCCGAUGUCUUCAUGAAGUGGCUUAUCAACACGAACAGGAGUCUCCAUUCAUCAGUAACAUCAUCCUGAACGACUUCUAUGUCGAUGACCUGCUUACCGGUGGCGAUACAAUAGAGCAAGUCAAGAUCAUUAAGAAAGAAAUCAGUCGAAUAUUGCUCACCGGCAGGUUUCCACUUAGGAAAUGGAAUUCAAACACACCCGCCAUUAUCAUAGAUGAAAUCGAGAACACAUCAGUGGAUGAUCAACCUAUUGGAGACGAGGUCAAGACACUGGGACUUUAUUGGAAUCCACUGGAUGACGUUCUUCGAUACAAGAUAAACACGAAGAGUGACAACACACGAAUAACGAAGAGAACACUCUUAUCACUUAUAUCCCAGAUUUACGACCCACUAGGCUUAGUUGGGCCGGCUUGUAUCAGAGCCAAAAUCAUCCUCCAACAGCUUUGGCGUCUAAAAAUCGGAUGGGACGAAUCUCUGCCAGCCGAUUUGCAUACCAUGUGGGUGCAAUAUUACAGCCAGUUGUCUUCUAUCAGUAGCAUCUCAAUUCCACGACUCAUCGUUUGCGCAAAUCCUAAGAAGAUUGAACUUCAUGGAUUCUGUGAUGCGUCCGAGAGUGCCUACGGAGCAUGCAUUUUCAUUCGAUCACUCACCGUCGAGGGAGAAUAUUUAGUAAGGUUACAUUCAGCGAAGUCCAGAGUAGCUCCUUUAAAGGUCAUCAGUAUACCGAGGCUUGAAUUAUGCGGAGCCCUCCUGCUUGCGCGACUCGUGCGCAAGGUUCUGGAGGCGUUAACUUUAUCAAUCGAUGAGAUACACUAUUGGUCGGAUUCACAGGUCACAUUAGCUUGGAUCGCCGGAGAGCCAACUGAAUGGAAGACCUUUGUAGCGAACAGAGUCGCUGAAAUACAGCGACUAUCCAAUAAGAACUGCUGGCAUCAUGUGUCUUCUAAGGACAAUCCCGCAGACGUAUUAUCACGUGGCAUCAACCCAGAGCAAUUGGAGAAUUUUAGAUUAUGGUGGAACGGCCCGCCAUGGCUAUCUCAACACAUCGACAUAUAUCAUAAAUCUAAACCAAUCGAUGAAGAAGUUAUAAACACAAGUGUCGUCGAAGCAGCAGAGCAAAUACCCGUUCUCAACAACGUUAUUCAAGAGUUUGACUUGUUAGAGCGAUAUUCUUCUUGGUCGAAACUUAAAAACAUAAUGGUAUACUGCUUACGAUUCAUUCGCAAUGUCAAACAAUUGUUGGUGACAAGAAAAUCUAGAGACUCUAAUAAUCGACAACCCACCCUGAAUCCAACAAUAAAGGAGAUACCGUUGCCAUCGGUAGAAGAGUUAGAUCAAGCAACUACAACGAUCCUGAGACUCAACCAAGCACGAGAUUUCCCGCAAGAAAUUCGAGAUUUGACAAGUAGGCGCAAGUUGCAAGGAAAUAGCAAACUAUUGUCAUUAAACCCGUUCAUCGAUGACAAUGGGCUUAUCCGAGUUGGAGGACGCCUUCGGCAAGCUCCAUUGCCGUACACACAGCGUUUUCCAGUAGUGUUAUCGUCCGGCGGUCAUAUCACGAAACUAAUCAUCCGAGAUCAACAUGUGAGAAAUUUGCACGCCGGUCUGCAAGCAUUAUUAAGUAUCAUAGGCGAGAAAUAUUGGAUCUUAAGUGCACGAUCCGCGGUCCGAAGAGUUCUGCACGGGUGCAUCAUCUGUUUUCGUACGAGUGCAAAGAGUCCUCACCAAUUAAUGGGUGACUUGCCUGAAUUUCGAGUCACGCCCUGCCGCGCAUUUCUAAACGUAGGUAUAGAUUACGGAGGACCGUUCAACGUUAAGGUCUCACGGAACAAAUCAUCCAAGGCAUAUUUAUGUUUAUUUGUGUGUCUCGCAACGCGUGCGGUACACCUAGAACUUGUAACCGAUCUCAGCACUGCGGCAUUUCUCAAUGCAUUACGGCGGUUUAUUGCGCGGCGAGGUAAAUGCGCGAAUAUUUAUUCAGAUAACGGCUCUAAUUUCGUUGGCGCCAAUAAUGAGCUCAAGGCUCUGUUGAAUUUACUACGAGACAAAUCUCAUCAGUCAGAGGUAUCACAGUAUUUAUCCGAUCAAUCAAUUAAGUGGCAUUUUAUACCGCCCUACUCUCCCCACAUGGGUGGCAUUUGGGAAGCCGGCAUAAAGUCCGCUAAGACGCAUCUGAAGCGAGUUCUUGGCAAUGCACUCGUGACAUUCGAGGAAUUCUACACAUUAUUGACGGAGAUUGAAGCAAUUCUUAAUUCUAGGCCUCUGACACCGAUGUCGAGUGAUCCUAAUGAUUUCUCUGCUCUUACCCCGGGUCAUUUUUUGAUCGGUUCAUCUUUGACGGCUAUACCUCAGGUGGAUUUGCAGGACACCGCUUCAAAUCGUCUAACUCGUUACCAAUUAUUGAUUAAAUUAUUACAACACUUUUGGUCUCGAUGGAGUAGAGAAGUGUUAUCUCAAAUGCAGCCCAGAAAUAAGUGGAAGAGCUGUAAUCUUACCGAUUCAUUGAAACCUGACACGCUUGUAAUUCUAAGAGACGAUAGAUUGCCGCCACUACAAUGGAAGCUUGGUCGCAUAACAGAGAUUCAUCCUGGAAAGGAUAAACUUGUUCGAGUCGUUAGCAUUAAGACUAGCAAUG